CCCUCUACCUCUCUCUCAAACCUAACUCUAUCUCUUAUAUUUCUUCCCCCCACAUUUAUAUAUUUUUCACAAAACCAAAACAAUUUAUCAAAAGAGGCAGAAAAGAAAGAAAGAAAAAAAACCUAAAAACUAAAUCUCACCUGCCGCUGUCUUUUUUUUUUUUCUUUUUUUUCCUUCCUUUGGUUUCACUGUUCCUGUCUCCAAUGGAUCCAUCCCUUUCCAGUGAUCCUCACCGUUCUCCUCAGUACUCUCCUUUCCCUCAAUACCCAACCUCCAACAGCCCUUUCGUCUCCGCUCCGAAUCUCCCCUUUUACGGUGCUCAGCCGGUUAACCAAACUCCGUUCAACACCCAUGUCUCCCCGCCGCAGCCGCAAACGCAAACGCAGACGCCUCCUUCUCAGACCGCUCCUCCUUACUCUGAAUUGAUCGUGGAGGCGAUUGCGCAUUUGAACGAGCCUGAGGGUUCGAGCAAGAUGGCGAUUUCGAGGUACAUCGAGAGAUCUAACCCUGUUUUGCCCACCGAUCACCAAGCUUUGCUGGCUCACCAUCUCAAGACCUUGAAGAACUGUGGCGUUCUUUCUAUGGUCAAGAAGUCUUACAAGCUCGCUGCUUCUUCCUCUGCUCCCGAGAGCGUCGCUGUUGCUGCUGCCGCCGCCGCCGCCGGUCUCGCCGCUCCCAGAUCUGAGUCUCCUCUGGGGAACCCUGGUCAUCUCGACCCCGCCUCUGGCCCCGUUUCUGGAUCCGCUUCUCAGCCGCAGAAGCGAGGACGUGGACGACCUCCUAAGCCUAAGCCUGAAGCUUCACCACAACAACAGCAACAAGUCGUCAUUGCUCAACCCAACGCUGUCCAGCUUAACGGGCAGCCAAGCUGGGAGCAACCUCAGUUUCCUGUAGCCAGUCCGACCCAGACGGUUACUGAGUCUGCAAAGAGAGGGCCUGGUCGUCCAAGAAAGGACGGAUCUGCUCCGAUCCCUCGACCUGCUGGUUUGUCUGUGAUCAUGAAACGAAGAGGCAGGCCACCGGGUCGUAGAGCUGCUGGGAGACAGAGGAAGCCCUUAUCAGUCUCCUCUACCGCCUCUGUGUUUCCUUACGUCGCUAACGGUGCUAGACGCCGUGGAAGGCCAAGGAGAGUUGACUCUGGUGGAGUCCCCGUUGCUGCUCCAGCUGGUGGAGAAGCUGUAGCCGCUGCGCCAGGGAUAAAGCGUGGACGAGGAAGACCACCUAAGGUCGGUGGUGUUAAGAAUAGGCUAAUCACCAAGCCUAAGCGUGGACGAGGACGUCCCGUUGGUAGACCCAGAAAGAACCCAUGGCCCGUGACGGUAGCUACUGGUGCACUGGAGUCUGCCUAUGGAGAACUCAAGGCAAAGCUUGACCUCUGUAAUGAGAAAGCAAAAGAAAUCCUGAAUGUGUUGAACGCUGGUAUUAUAAACAACGAUAAUCAAGCAGCUGUGGAAGCGGCACAAAAGCUGGAAGGACUAAUUACAAUGAUGGCUGUUGAGCCACAAGCUGUGGAAGAAGCGCAGCCAGAGGAGGCAGCGCCACAGACUGAAGCUGAAGAACCACAAGGAGAAGGAGAGGGACAUGGACAAGAAAGAGAAGGAGAAGAAGAGCAAGCCCCGACAGACCAGACCCAGGUGCAGACAGAUGCAGAGGCAAUGCAAGAAGCUCUGUUCUGAAGAAUAAUUAUCUCGCAAAAAACAGCCUAGACAGUAGCCUUGGUGUUUGUGGUUUAGGAGUGUUCUUUUUAGUAUUUAGGUACUGGAUCCUAUCUUUAAUUAAAAAACCUAUAAGGAAUUUUAGUCUGUUGGAAGAAAAAAACAAAGACUCUUUUGAUGGUGUUUGUGUCAGUGUGUCACUAACUAAACAUUAAGAAGGUUGAUGUAAAUCAGGAGUUAUUUCCAGUGUUGAAUGUUUUCCCUCUUAUGAAUC
Messenger RNA from Brassica napus (rape), 1929 nucleotides. RefSeq names its product potassium/sodium hyperpolarization-activated cyclic nucleotide-gated channel 4. Gene Ontology annotation, cellular component: nucleosome; nucleus; chromatin. The record is from RefSeq and is a predicted model, not a curated record. The transcript is spliced from 4 exons. Lineage: Eukaryota; Viridiplantae; Streptophyta; Magnoliopsida; Brassicales; Brassicaceae. Bases 204 to 1676 code for a protein of 490 amino acids. Gene Ontology annotation, biological process: chromosome condensation; regulation of DNA-templated transcription; nucleosome assembly. Gene Ontology annotation, molecular function: double-stranded DNA binding; nucleosomal DNA binding.